AUGAACGAGACCAAACCAAUGUCGUUCCCUGACCACGAAGCUGCAUCACCGAAGCCUUCAGAUGAAGAGCAGCAAGGUACAGUCAGACCCGUAACACGAACGAAUGCUUCAUCAUUUGCUGCCCCAACCAGGGCGUCCGAAGCGAAGAAGAAUGAGAAGAUUGAACUUGCUCAGUAUGGGAAGAGGUCGGCGUUGACGAAAGAAACUUCUUCGAGGCCGGGUAGUGCGAUGCGGCAGCAUUCGUCUCCUAGGUUUGGUAGUAGACCACAAAGUCGUCAGCGGUUGGGGACUGGUACGCUCACGCGAGAUGAAGAUGAUGAUGAGGUAGAUGAUGUUCAUGAUGAUGUUGACAUUGAUGAGGAGGACGCAGAUGACGACGAGGCACACGUCGAUGAUGACGACUCUAGUCAAUUUGAUAGCGAUGUGGAAGAAGAUAGAAGCGCAGAGGAAGAAGAUAGAAGCGCAGAGGAAGAAGAAGAAGAAGCACCGUCAAUCCUGGAAGGGAAGGAGCUGGAAGGAAAGCCGCUAGAGAAGGAGGAUCUAGAGGGAAAUAAGCUAGGAGAGGAAGAGUUAGAAAAGCAAGCACAAGAGAAAGUAUCUGAGCCCGAAGAAGAGUUAACCAUACAGGAACAGGAGCAAUCGUAUGACUUGGAAGAUCUCUUAGCCCAGGAAGAGCCACAGCAGCAUCACGAUGAAGACCCCAGUCCUGAUGUUCAGGUAUCACAAGAGCGGGAAUCACCUUUGACGCAAGACUGUACGGCUGCAGUGUCACAAGAAGAUCUUGUCGAGAAUGUGGAAAGCCAGGCCGCCGCACCUGAAGACCAGAUUGAAAGCGUUUCGCCACAUGUCAAUAAGGAAAGCAACAAAGAUAGUGUUGCGACAACUCCAAAUGAUACCAAACCCAUCGUUCCGCCUGAGAUAGCUGCAGAGAUACAAGAGCUCGAAAUCAAACGUCAAAAGGUGGAGCAAGAGCGCGAUGAGGCGACGAGACAGCGUGAAACCGUAUUACAAGAGUUGCAAACCGUCAAAGAAGAAGCGACGAACCUGAAGCAAGAGUACGAGAAGCUUUCUGUCCAACUUCGCGAGAGCGUAGCCAAGAUCGCGGCGCGCAAUGCACGCGAACCUGGAUUACCUCCUCUUGAAAAAGUCGAAGCCGAGAACAAAAAGCUCCGAGCAUCGGUCGAGCGAACGCGGCUGGAACUCGAGGCGAAGAAGUCAGAGGCAGAAGAUGCGACUGCUGCCUGCAAGGGGUUUGAUGACUCACUGAGGGAAGUGGACGAGAAGCUAAAGAACAACCAGGAGUCUAUCCGCACGCUCUGUGAAGUUGUCAACCAAGUGGCAGAGAAUUUGCCGAUGAUCUCGAAAUGUGAGCCCAAAAAGCUCGACGCUGUAUUCCUGAGUCUUUCACAAGAUGAUGAGACUGGUAAACUACGAGGUGAGUUUCUCAGACUGAUCAAAAACUUUAAUGGGAACUUUAAAGAGCUGCGGGAGCAGAUCGUAGACUUGAAGCGUGAGGUAAAGGAUAAAGAAUACGAGAUUGAUAGCUUGAAAACGGCUGUGGAACUCGAGAGGACGGAAUUGCUGACCCCGGGUCUACCAAGUCCACGUGGCAUGCCGACGGGUACAAACGAAUUCGAACAGUUCUACAAAAAGGAAAAGAAGAAGCGCCAUGAUGUAGAAUUGGAGCUCGCCAAAGCGAAAAAACAGCUGUCACAACUCCAGCCUGAAAAUGAGAAACUACAAUCAGACCUCACCGAGGCGCAAGAAGAACUUGCAGAACUUCGCCCCAAGAACGACCAGUUGGAAAUGGAGGCCAAGACCUGGAAGGAAGAACUAGAAGAAAACAAGGCCCAAUUCGAACAACGCAGCCUCGCAUUCGAAGCCAACAUGUCCGAGCAACAACUAGAGCAAUUCCGAUACAUCCGAGACUACUACCAAAAAGUCAAAGACCAUGCCCACUGGGAAGUCCAGGGCCUCCAACAGAAGCUCUCAGUAGCAGACCAAGUAAGGGAGGCACUCAAACGAGACUACAAGCGCGAACAAGUCGUCAACACGCGCUUGGAAGACGCGGUGAUUAGACUGAGGAAGAGCGUCAAAGCUCGGGAUAUUCAUAUUGGAAAGACGGAACAAGCAUUCAUGCUCCAAGCACCGUUUCCGAUGCGCUCACCUAGUACCUCUGGUAGUCGCACGCCUGAUAGCGAUACUUCAUCGUCCACUUCACCUUCCUCGAUCUCGGAUUGGACUCAUCCCUUAGAACGCAUCAAGCGACCCCCGCUCAUACCGCGCUGCCACCUCCCCGCUGCAAUCGAAGCGCGACAAACCAGACUGAAUACUUACAAACAAGAACUGGAAGAAAAGCGAGAGGUAGAGAUCUUCAAGGCCAACGUGAAGCCACGCGCAUCAACAGCCAGGGGUGGAGAUAUUGCAACUGCUAUUAUGGAUCAAGUGCGGAAGUCGGGCAUGGGGCCUUUGUAUCCGGUUGAGAAGACGGGGUGGUUGGAUACGAGCUGGAAGGGCGCGUGGGAGAGGUGGGAUGGGAAUUACUGGGCGAUGGAGUUUGCGAAGGGGAAGCAGGUAGACUUUUUGAAGAAGGUGGGGGUUUGGCGGGAGGAUUGGAAUUAG
Messenger RNA from Alternaria ventricosa, 2622 nucleotides. RefSeq lists its product as uncharacterized. The coding region runs from base 1 to 2622 and encodes 873 amino acids. The record is from RefSeq and is a predicted model, not a curated record. Lineage: Eukaryota; Fungi; Ascomycota; Dothideomycetes; Pleosporales; Pleosporaceae. The transcript has a single exon.